AUGGCAGCUGAAGGUGAGACGAGCUCAUCCACACUGCGCGAUAGAGAGUUUCUCCUGGAAAUUGAGGCUAAAGUUCGAGAAUGGUGGGAAAACAAGAAAGUUUUCAGUGCUGAAUGUGAAAAGCCUGGUUACAAAUUCUUUGGAAAAUUCCCCUUUGAUAGCUUUAUGGGAAAUCCAUUCUCACUCUCCAAGCUAGACCAGUCUGCAUAUCUACCAGCUUUUCCUGUUGAUGUCAUGCGAUUUGCUUUGGCGUAUGUUUGUGAUGGUACUGUUGAUGAGGCGAAAAUCAACUUUCUACAUAGCAUUGCAGAUUCUGUAUUUGAUACUGCAACUACUGCCAUCCUAAAAUUCACUGAAGAGAUAUCAUGGCAUGAAGAAUUUUUGGCUGCAGAUUUUGAUUCUUGUUUGAGAUGUGGUCCCCCUUCUACUUUCGCAGACAAGGUGUUUGCCAAUGAGAUAAACAUUGCUCUGAACAGGACCAAGCAGCAAUACGAGGCUGACCAGUUUCGAGAAUCCCUGGAUUCUAUUUUUGAGCUUCAAUAUGCCAGAAAUUGGUACAAGAGUUCAUGUGGUGGUACAAAUGCAAUGAACCGUGACUUAGUGUGGCGUUUUAUGGAUGUGCAGACAUGUCUUAUAACUCCAAUCUGUCCACACUAUGCGGAAUAUGUCUGGAGGGAUCUUUUGUACAAGAUAGACUUUGUGGUGAAUGCAGACUGGCCUGUGGCUGAUGCUCCAGAUGAUUCAACCCUCCAGAGUGCCAAUAAGUAUUUGAAAGACUUAAUUGAUUCAAUGAAGAAGCAGACUGAAAUGGAGAGAAAUAAGAAGGGUACUGCUCCAGCUACAUCUAGUUUGAUAGAAGAAAGCCAAAACUUAGAAGCUCUUAUAUACGUUAAUGAGGCAUGUGAUACUCUUACUUUUGCUACAGAGGGAUUGCAUACAGAUUAUGGACAAAACGAAGAUGAGUUGAAGCAGAAUGAGGGGGUUAAAUUUGGGGCUCAAGCCUUAGACUUGAAGCUGCCAUUUAGAGAGAUUAGAGUACUUCUACAGAAUUUGGACUUUAUUAAGAGGGAAGUCGGUCUUGACAAGGUGCAAGUUUUAUCAGCUACCAACCCUGAAGAUCUUGCUAAAGCUGGUUCUCCGGUUAAAAUAAUAGAAGCUGAAUCUUCCUCACCUGGAAAUCCAGCUAUUCUCUUCUUGACAUGUCCAAAAAGUGAUUGUGGAUCUUUUGGUACUUCUAAGACUACACCAAUAAUGGCCGCUCUAUCCUCAUCUGGUUGUGCGCGAACGCACAUCAACCCUUUAACCAAGUUCAUGUCGAAGCCAAAGUGUAAUGAUGAGAAGAGUCGGGGUCCAGAAUGGACUGAUGAGCAAAGGGAAGAAAAACAUCUUGCAUGGGAAACAUCUGACCACCAUGAUACAUCCACUAUAGAUGAGAAGUCUCGAGAUAAUCCUGCUUCCUUGUAUCUCCCUCCCUCUAAGCUACUCUUCCAGAGUACCUUUGAUGAGGCAUUGGAUACUGCUUGUAAUCAAGACAAAUGGCUCCUGGUGAACAUGCAAUGUGUGGAUAACUUCAGCUCACAUAUGCUUAAUCAACACAUCUGGGCUGAAGAAGCUGUCUCUGAGAUCAUUAGUACCAAUUUUAUCUUUUGGCAUGAGUAUUUUGAUACACCUGAAGGUAAGAUGGUUGCCAGAAAGUACUGGUUGGACUCAAGAACCAUAGUACUCCUCAUUGACCCCAUGACUGGUGAAGCAAUGUGUUCAUGGAAUGGAAUGGUUCAUCGGAAUGAUUUUGUGGAGGAUCUAGUACCAUACCUGGAGAGAAGCCCCAAGAAUAAUUUCGUAACUAAAGAAGAAGAGAAGGAACUACUCGCAUUGGCAGCUUCCAUGGAAAGCAUGGAGUCGGAGACAGGUAGCGGAAGUACGUCCAAAGAGGAUCUAGUACCAUUCUGGAAUAGUAGCCCGUGGAGUACUUCUCCAACUCAAGAAGACGAGGAAUUGGCAGUUUUCACGGAAAGCAUGAAGUGGGAAACAAGUAGUCCAACUAGUUCCAAAGCAAAAGUCGACUAGAAAGAAAAACCAUUUAAUGGAGGGUGUUCGCAACCUUCCCAAUCAAAAUAGGAAAAUCUGACCCAAAAGCUCAUUGGAAACUAGGCUAGCUCUUGAACAUGAUCAAAGAACAGUUACUUGACUUGGAAGAUGAUCUUUUUGUACUUAAGCUCAGCUUUAGAAGGAAUUAUAGUGAUUGCAGGAGCAGAAAGAUCCACUGGAUGAAAUCAAUAUCUUUAAUUUGUAGUUGGAAUUGUACUUCAUUAUCUGGGAUUUUCUCUAUUCCAUAAGUAGCAGGAUACUUGAUGUGCUUUGUUUAUACUAUGAAUAUAAUGAUACAUAU
This is a messenger RNA of Rosa chinensis, 2389 nucleotides long. RefSeq names its product leucine--tRNA ligase, cytoplasmic. Gene Ontology annotation, biological process: leucyl-tRNA aminoacylation. NCBI's taxonomy places the organism in Eukaryota, Viridiplantae, Streptophyta, Magnoliopsida, Rosales, Rosaceae. The record is from RefSeq and is a predicted model, not a curated record. Gene Ontology annotation, molecular function: leucine-tRNA ligase activity; ATP binding. The transcript is spliced from 6 exons. Bases 1 to 2067 code for a protein of 688 amino acids.